CCACCACUGUUGCCCUGGAGGCUGGGCGGAGCUGUCGGCGGCCGCGCGGAUUAGCAGCCCCAGUAGCAGCCGCAGCAGCAGCAGGAAGAUCUAGCUUUAGGCCGGAGUGAGUCCGGAGACCUCAGAGACGGUGCAGGUCGUGGAUCGGAGGCCUCGCCAUACUUUUCGAGGCUGAGACGUCGGGCCGUCUCGAAGAAGUCGCCGAGAGCCAUGAAGAGAUCGGGUUUCUUGGGUUGGUUCAGAGUGCCGUAUCUGAUCUCUGUAGCUUGAAGGGUGCAUGUGACUAACCCUCUCCAGCCCUGGCGCUUCAGGAGCCUAACAACAUUGGAUUCUCGCUGGUUCUGGACACCCUUGAGGGGCCAUGAGACUAGCAGGUCCACUUCGUGUUGUUGUGAUCAUCUUGACGGCAGGACUUACCUGGAUCCUCGUCAGCAUCUUGUUGGGAACCCAGAGUGGCUUCUCUCGCCUGCAGCAGCUCCUCAGCAGUCCUGAUGGGCCUCCCACAGCAGGUUGGGACAAUUCAUUUGAUCAGAUCAGAGUGGUCCUGGCACCAAAUAGAAGCAGCAACUAUAGGCAUCACAAGCCCAGGCCCAAGAAGUACAAGUGUGGCCUUCCUCAGGCCUGCCCAGACCAGUCCUUGGCCUUCCGGAUCACUAGUGGUGCAGCUAAUGUCAUUGGGCCCAAGAUCUGCCUUGAGGAUAAAAUGCUCAUGAGCAGUGUGAAGAACAACGUAGGCCGGGGCCUGAACAUUGCACUGGUGAAUGGGGUGAAUGGAGAGCUGAUUGAUGCCAAGUUCUUUGACAUGUGGGCAGGAGAUGUGAAUGAGCUGUUAAAAUUCAUCCGGCCAUUGCAUGAAGGGACGCUGGUGUUCGUAGCUUCAUACGAUGACCCGGCCACAAAAAUGAAUGAGGAGACCCGCAAAAUCUUCACGGAGCUGGGCAGCAGCAUUGCUAAGGAUCUGGCCUUUCGUGACAGCUGGGUCUUUGUGGGAGCCAAAGGGGUGCAGGAUAAGAGUCCCUUUGAACAGCACAUCAAGAACAGCAAGAGCUCCAACAAGUAUGAGGGCUGGCCUGAAGCACUUGAGAUGGAAGGCUGCAUCCCACAGCGAACAGCGGAUGCCUAGUGAGGAUCGGUCUCCGUGAAGCCUGCAGCAUCUCUGCCUGUGUGGUGGGAGGAAGGUCUCUGUCCAUCUGCCUGUUGCCUUCCCACACGAUGGCAGCUGUCCGUUCUCUCCCUCUGUGGCAGCCUCUCCUGGUACUGCCUUAACUAGGCAAUCAGUCGUCGUCCCCCCGUCCCCCCCGCUCUAAAGAGUGUGCCUGGACCAGUCCCUGGGAAAGUGAGGGUGCUCAAAAAUGAUACCUCUGGACCAGCCCCCAACCCUCCUCUAGUGCCUUAUUUCUCUCUUGGGUCCAGGAUGUACUUCCUUUGCCCCUUUUCCUACGGCUGUGAAUUCUGGGAGCGAUUUGGUACCCUUGGCUGAGGUUUUAGCUCAGGAACUGUGCUCAGAAGGAAGACCAAUCUUUUUCUUUGAUAGUCGCUGUGGCUCAAGUAAAGGUGCGUGUGCUCUGUGUGUGUGUGUAUAUACACAUAUAUUGUUUAAGGACAAUCCUUUGAUAAACCCUUGAAAGUCACUCAAUUGCUGUUCCCUGCAAGGUAAUGUUGAUGCUUUCUUUGCUAUGGGAAGAGAAGAAGGAUCCGAGUCCAUCCCUAAGGCACACUUCUUUAUUUCUUUAUCCACAAUGGAGGUACUGAAGGCUGGAUACUCCCAUGUUUAAAACCUUGUGGCUAAAUGGCCUUUCCCAAUAAACAGUGUGUGCAACA
Molecule: messenger RNA, 1821 nt
Organism: Hemicordylus capensis (graceful crag lizard)
Lineage: Eukaryota; Metazoa; Chordata; Lepidosauria; Squamata; Cordylidae
Gene: FAM3A
Product: FAM3 metabolism regulating signaling molecule A
Exons: 11
Coding region: 362-1123 (253 amino acids)
Source: RefSeq, a predicted model, not a curated record